AACUGAGCGUGCGCAGUGACGUUAUCGACUAACAAGGGUCUCCAUUUUGAACUUUUGCACGCAAACACGGUGCGGUCAAAUUGAUUUCUUUUCAAGCUGAGCGAGGAUCUUUUCCAGACGCAACGAUGGCUGAUCCAGCAACAGAUGUAGAUCUCCCAGAGGGCUCAGAGGUUCGCAAACUGUCGGACCUGAGGGUUAUUGAUCUGAAGGCCGAGCUGAAGAAACGAAACUUGGACACCACUGGCGUUAAAAGCGUGCUGUCGGAGCGCCUGAAAAAGGCUAUCGAGGAGGAGGGUGGAAACCCUGACGCUAUUGUUAUUUCACCCGAGUCGGCGUCCAAGAAAGCUACGCCGAGGCGGGCAGCUCGAGAUGUCAGACAGGAGAACGAUGAACCCGAGGACGGCAAUUUAGAAGAGGACUCCCGUGACGGCAAUGAUGAACAUGAGAACAUGCAGGACAUGGACAUCCUGGACAUGAACGUGCUGGAUGAAGCCGAGCAUGACAGCGCAAUGCCAAUGGAAGACGACGUGGACGAGCUGGGCAAUUUACUCAAUGGGGACGAGGAGGAGCACCUGGGCGACGACGAUGAUGAUGAUGAUGAUGAUGACGAGGUAACUCUCGACUCUGAAGAUGAGGUGAACGAGUCUGGGCGGAUGGAUAAAGAUGACGAUAUGUUCUCCUCACUUUAUAUGACUCCGGAUGCAGGUCCAGACAGCCUGAUAGAAGAAACAGAAAAUGACAAAGUAGCUGGGUCUUGUUUAUCUGAGCCGCUUAUCGAAGACCGCCACCAGAGCCGCGAGAUGAGCGCCGAAGAUGAUCAGGCCGCCGCCUCUGCCGACGCCGAAGGGGAAGACAUGUUGUCCACCGACACUGCGGCCAAAACCGACGCGCCUGCCUCCGGGGAUGCGGAAAUCGACAAGGAUGCUCUUGAGACGGACGCCACCGAGGCCAGGGAUGCGGAGAAGGUCCCAGAAGAGACAUUGGACAGUGAAAAGGGCUCGCAAGCUGUUAGUGUAAGCGAACAGGACGUUGGGGGUGAAACUGUUGGUUCAGAAUUGGGGUCUAAGAAGGGGGAUGAGGAUGAGAAGACUGAAGAGAAUGCCAGUGCGGAUUCAUCCUCGGCAGUGAAAGAGUCCUCCUCUGUAGAGGGCGAUGAUCAGAACAAGAGUUGUCAAGGCUCAGACUCCAAGGACGAGUCAAAGGAUGAAAAGGCCACUGGGAGCAGGAAUCUGUGGGUCAGCGGUCUCGCCUCCACAACCAGGGCGACCGAUCUGAAGACGCUCUUCAGCAAAUAUGGCAAGGUUGUUGGUGCCAAGGUGGUGACCAAUGCCAAGAGUCCCGGGGCACGCUGCUACGGUUUCGUCACGAUGUCUUCCACAGAUGAGGCUGCCAAGUGUGUCAGCCAUCUUCACCGGACUGAGCUGCACGGCAAGAUGAUCUCUGUGGAACGGGCUAAAAAUGAGCCAGUGGGCAAGAAGCCAGCAGACAGCGAUGGCAAGAAGUCAGGCAACGAUCGGAGACGCUCUUCUGACUCCAAGUCUGAUGGAAAGGAUGAGCGGGAAGGCAAAGGGGACGAGAGGACUGUUGUCAUGGACAAGUCCAAGGGGGAGCCUGUUGUCAGUGUCAAGGCCAAAAGUAAAGAGCGGAGCUCCAAGAGUCAGGACCGCAAGUCCUCCAGUAAGGAGAGGAAGGGCAUCUUGUCCUUCGACCAGAUCAAGGAGCAGCGCGAGCGAGAGAGGCAGAGGCAACGUGAGCGGGAGAUGCGAGAGGCGGAGCGCCGCAGAUACACAAAUCGCGGUCAUGACAACCGCCCAGACCGCGAGCGUGAGCGAAUCCGCAUGUUCCGGGAGAAAGAGGAGCGGAAGCACUUGAUGAAGAAGAGACACUGGCUGGAGACCGAGAGGCAGCGUCUUGAUGCAGACCGCAUGGAGCGCCAGUACCUGGAACGGGAAAGGAUGCGCAUCGAGUACGAGAGGCGGCGAGAGCAGGAGAGGAUCAUGAGGGAGCGCGAGGAGCUCCGAAGGCAGCAGGAGCAGCUACGCUACGAGCAAGACAGACGGCCCAUGAAGAGGCCAUGUGACAUGGAUGGCAGGAAAGACGACUGGCCCGACAAGCGCAUGAACAUGGAUGACAGAUACGGCCGCUCGGACUUUGGCCGACAGGAUCGCUACCAGGACUUUGACCACAGGGACAGAGGGCGCUACCAAGACGACAUGAGGGACGGCGGUCGUGGUAUGGCUGACAGAGAUGGUCCGCAUUUCUCAGACAGACACGGUCGAGACUCGUGGGGUGGAGGCUAUGACAAGCGCAUGAACUCCAGGGAUGGGGGGCGUGACUGGGACGCUGGGAGGAAGAUGGAUGGCGAGCGGCCGUGGCAAGGUCGUGACGGUGGUAUCCCUGGCAUGGCACGUGGGGGAGGAAUGGCAGGACGUGGAGGCUACAUGAACUCGUCCCAGUCUCUCUCCGGGGCGCUCAACCGCCAGAACCAAAUGAUGCAGGGCGGCGGCAUGCAGGGCGGAGCCUUCAAUCGACGUUUCUAAUCUUUUAGAGUGUAAGCGAGACGGCGCUGGUGGGUGUGGCUACUAAAAGGAGGAUUUCUACUUUUUUCUUUUUUCUAAGCUUUCCCUUUUCUACGUCAUGUGGUCAUGCUUUGUGUUGUCAGUGGGAAUGUUCUAGUGACACAUGGUUGAUGGACCUAAUCAGCACACCCUACCCCUCAGCAAGCCACCUGCUGGGGCUGAUUGAUGAUGAUGACUAUUUAUGUUCACACUUCUCUGCUUGUGAAUCCAACAAUAAAACACAUUUGCUUUCUUUAAACGUGCGUUUUCACUUUUAAUUCUUGACUUCAAAAGAUAAAACUGGAAGUCAUGUGAAGACAGACAAGAAUGAAAUGACAGUACUUUCAAUAAAAUCAUUUCAAAUGAUGUGAACUCUAUAAAUGCUGUUUUUUGUCAGCUGAAGGAAAGUGAAAGCCAGCCCCUGCCUGUGAUGAUGAUGAUGAUAUGAAAGCUGUCAUUGAAAAUGCUAAUAAAUACUCGACACGGAGCGCUCAUUCAAAACGGAAGAAAUCAUAAGAAUUCCUGGUAAUAUCGUUUCAGGUUCGUCGUGGUAAUCGCAUAUUCGUUCCAAAUUCAACCCGAUGGCAUCCAUGUGCUACGGAGCCCUGAGGACACUUCCGGUCAUAGUACCUUCAAAUAGGGAAAAUGGGGUGCAAGUACAUGAUUCAAUUUCCAUCUGCAGCACUUGCGCACCCAGUACUGUACACGUGUUGACGAAUGACGUCAUACCGUGACAAUAUGAGCAAGUUGUUUGGCUCGUCUUUUGAAAAUAAAAUGCUAACAUCCGGUCCUACGGAGUGCUGCUGGAAACACAUCUCUGUGAGUUCCGGUACUGGAAAGGAAACACUGAUGAGCCAUACUUGGGAUUCAGUCACUUGCGUGCGCUGCUCAUCCUGGGCGUAAACACGCGCAUCACAAGCUCAGCUCCUAUGCUGCUCUUAAUUAGAAGUUUCACCGCAAACAUCCGCUCUCAACACGGAAGUAGCGGAAACAGAACGAGUUUGGACUAUGUUGGAUUUAUGAGAUUUUCAGGAGCUUUCCAUCGCUGUCAUGUAUUUCAUGUCCGUGAAAUACGUCAAUCACCAUUGACUGCAUUUUUACUGCAUUCACGUGAUUGGAAUCAUGACUUGCAUGAGACGUAUGUACGCUAUGUACAGUACACUGUAUACGUGCAGUAUAUAUACGGUAUACACACCACCAAGGUACAUAUCAACAUAUGCAGUAGAAAGUUUCUUUUGACUAAAUAAGAACGUGAGCCCUGCUUUUAAGACAGACGUUGCAUAUGUGGUCUGGGCGUGUCAUGUGACCCUCCACAUAUAUCAGGGUCGGGGUGAUGCCGCCACGACGCGGCGUGUUCAAGCUCCGCCCUCACUGGUUUCUUCCACUCGUGUGUUUCAUGAUUUCUUGAUGCUGACAGAUAUUGGCAGGAUGAUGCAGAAGAAGUGCUUUGCUUUGUGAUGACGUGCACUGACAGGGCAUGAUUGUCACCUCAUGUGUUCUAUUGUGUUCUUUGUUUUCACACACGUCACCCGUCCAACGCCAAGCAGGAAGUGCGUGAUGUAACGGAGACGUAAAGAUCGGGCUUUCGUGGUCUGAUGUGAGUGUGUGCGUGUCAAGGUUGGUACAUGCUUGACGUGCACAGCAGCAGAUGUUCUAGAGGAGCACUCGUGCUGCCAGUGAGGAAAUGAAUUUGCUUGGAGGGAAACACUUGACAGCCGUGCUCAUCCUUCAAAUACACAACAUACGCACUACACACUAGUUUAUUGGACCAUCUCAUCUGCACUCUUCACUCUUCAUCUUGGUUGUUUCAUGGAAUGAUUUAUGGAACUUUAUGUCAUGACUUCAUGUUUUUAUGGAAUGAUUUGAUGAAGUCAUUUAACCAUCUUUUCUGAAAAGCACUUUUUAAAAUGGCCUUGUGCAUGAAUUGUACCUUGCCGAUGUCUCAUAUAUAACAUGCUAUAGCUAACAAAUACCAUGCUAUAGCUAACAUAUAACAUGCUACAUCUAAGAUGGAGCAUUUUACACGUGACACCUA
Molecule: messenger RNA, 4593 nt
Organism: Dunckerocampus dactyliophorus (ringed pipefish)
Lineage: Eukaryota; Metazoa; Chordata; Actinopteri; Syngnathiformes; Syngnathidae
Gene: safb
Product: scaffold attachment factor B
Exons: 21
Coding region: 126-2540 (804 amino acids)
Biological process (GO): regulation of mRNA processing; regulation of transcription by RNA polymerase II
Cellular component (GO): nucleus
Molecular function (GO): RNA binding; sequence-specific DNA binding
Source: RefSeq, a predicted model, not a curated record